CGCUGCUGUGGCUGUAGAAGGGGAUCCCAGUGGCACGUUGCCGCUAUUAGAAGAUCAGGCGCUUGCAAGACCAAACAGAGAAUUAUAUUCUCACUUACAUUUUUUUUGCGCUGCAGCAUCCACAAAAGGGGUGCAAUGUGGUAGAUCAUGUAGACCGAGUUCUUUUUUUAAUUUACUUUAGUUUUUAUUUUUUUACUUUGCGGGAUAAAAACUAUAUCUUGUCCUGCGGCAUUUCAUUCAUAUCUUUUGUGAUCAAGUGCGAACUUUGUAAACUCUCUGAAAUUAUAUAACGCCGAACAUAUAGCGCAGAAAUCACCAUGAGUGAGCAGAGUAUCUGUCAGGCGCGGGCUGCCGUCAUGGUAUAUGACGACGCCAAUAAGAAGUGGGUUCCGGCUGGUGGAUCCACAGGCUUUAGUCGAGUCCACAUCUACCACCACACUGGCAACAACGCCUUCAGAGUAGUGGGCCGAAAAAUUCAGGACCACCAGGUGGUAAUAAACUGUGCCAUUCCCAAGGGGCUGAAGUACAACCAGGCCACACAAACGUUUCACCAGUGGCGAGAUGCACGGCAGGUGUACGGCCUUAACUUUGGCAGCAAAGAGGAUGCCAAUGUAUUUGCCAGUGCCAUGAUGCAUGCCCUGGAGGUGCUGAACUCUCAGGAUGCAGGCCCCCCGAUGCCAAGACAGACCCCUCAGGUGCAGAAUGGCCCAUCACCAGAGGAGCUGGAGGUGCAGAGAAGGCAGAUGCAAGAGCUCCAGCGUCAGAAGGAGCAAGAGAGGGAACGACUGGAGCGAGAGAGGCUAGAACGAGAACGCCAGGAACGAGAGAUGCUGGAACGGGAGCGCGCUGAAAGGGAACGUCAGGAGCGGGAGCGUCAGGAACGAGAGCGACUGGAGAGGGAGCGACUGGAAAGGGAGCGUGCCGAGCAGGAACAUCUGGAGCGCCUGGAGCGUGAGCGUCAAGAGCAAGAGCAGCUGGAGCGAGAACGCCAGGAACGGGAGCGCGCCGAGCGGGAACUGAUGGAGAGAGAGCGUGCCGAGAGAGAGAAGCAAGAAAGGGAGCAUCAAGAGCAGCUGGACAGAGAGCAGAUGGACUGGGAGAGAGGGAGACGCAUCUCCAACGCCGCAUUUGAAAGCUCCCUCUACACUCCUCCACCUCCAGAAUACAACAAGACCACCUCCUCCUCACCUGUGUCUCCUUCCACCCCCAGCUACCCACCCCCAACGCCAUCGCCCUCCACAGCCGCUCCUCCAACCCCGCCCCUGCGCCACUCUGCCUCCCGAUUCGCCACGUCGCUUGGCUCCGCCUUCCACCCGGUCUUGCCUCAUUACGCCACUGUACCUCGCAGACAACACGCACCGCCAACGCCACCGCCCCAUGCCCCAGCUCCUCCUUUAGCUCCGGCCUCAAAAUCCGUAGUCUGGACAGCUAACAACUUCACACCCCUACCGCCCUCACCUCCGGUCAUGAUCAGCAGCCCUCCAGGCAAGGCCACAGGUCCUCGCCCGAUGAUUGCGAUCCCGGCCCCUAGUCCGCUCUCCCAGAAACCACCCUCACCCAUCUCUGCGCCCAACGGGCCACCCACUUCUCUUCACUUCCAUGUUUCAUCACCUGUCUCGGGUCAGCCGUUCUCUUUGCCCCCGACGCCACCCCCUCCGCCGCCCCUAUAUUCCCCCUCGCCCACCUUGCCCAUCGCUCCCCUUGUGUCUUGUCCCUCACCCCAGCCUGCUGUUCUCCCUUCUCCUUCCACAGCCUUCCCCGCCUCUGCUGAGCACUCUGUAAACUCUGGUUUGGGAGACUCCUGCUCCUCUGCUCCAGAGCUGCCCACUCAGCCUGCUGACUUCCCCAGCCAGCCGGAUUCAGUACAGGGGAUACCAACCCCUCCACCCCCACCACCUCUCCCUCCCGGCUCCACUGUGACUCCCACCACUGCUGGACCUCCACCACCCCCUGGUCCCCCUCCUCCUCCCCCACCACCUCUGCCCCCAACGCUUACCCCAACAGGUCCUCCCCCUCCCCCCGGGCCACCGCCUCUACCCUCAGGCCAGGCACCACCGCCAGUACCACCUCCACCCCCGGCCCCACCUUUGCCCUCGGGUCUGUUCACCCCCUCGCCCACCACAGAGGAGAACAAGGGCCUGUCUGGGUUCGCAGCUGCCCUUGCUGGAGCCAAGCUAAAGAAAGUGCCAAGGAGUGAUGAGCCCCUGGCUCCAGCUCCAGGAUCAGCGGUGAGUUCUGGUGGUGCCAAGCCCGAGGCAUCGCGUGGAAAUGGCCCUUUACCCGGAGGAGGAGGUCUGAUGGAGGAGAUGAGCGCCCUGCUGGCCAGGAGGAGAAGAAUUGCUGAGAAGGGAUCAUCACCAGAGCCCGAGCAGAAAGCUGAUGAUAUUGAGGCUACCAUAACUCCAAAAGUGUCAGCCUGUAGCACACCAGAUAUGCCCAGAAAGCCUUGGGAGAGGACAAACACCAUGAAUGGUAGCAAAUCACCAGUCAUUGGAAGACGGGAUGCACCAUGGAGAAAUCAGAUGGGUACUGACAAGUACUAUGAUUCCUUAAACAGACCAAGGUCUACACCAACUCCUACCGGAUCCAUAAGUGCCAAUGGGGUGCCAACAGAAGCUCUUGACUACGACAGAUUGAAACAGGACAUUCUAGAGGAGAUGAGGAAGGAACUAUCAAAGCUGAAAGAAGAACUUAUUGAUGCAAUCAGGGAGGAGUUGGGCAAGUCAAACUCUGCAUAGGAGAAUGAGAUGCACCUGUAUUUUUUUAACCACAAUCUGUCACUUCAGAGGUCAGCUUCAGUUUAAGACACUUUCUCUAAAGCAAUGAAAAUGGAAAAUUACAGUUUUAACCAGUGGUGAUCACAAUAACCAUGAUAAUUCGAAGGAUAUGUUGAGUAUGAUGCCGGGACAGACAUUGGUUUUGAGCGUGGGGGCACAGGAGGCGUAACAGCCAGAGGAUAACCAGACACCUCAAAGCGACGUCAUACACCAAAAGCCCCGUCUUGAAGGGGGUCAGGACACAGUCUUGAGGAAGUGACUGUCAGUAUGCAAUGGAUGACUCUUACUGUGGAAAGAUAAUGAUGAAAAAAGACAAACUAUUACUGAAUUACAUACUGUAUUAACCAUAGAAGAGUGAAAUUGUAAAUCAAGCAGAUGACAUUCAUUCUACGGCACAUCGUUUAGCAAAGGGCAGGCUUUGUUUAUGAAUUGAAAAAGUGGUGUUGGUGGUGAAAAUAACGUUAAUGAAGUUGGCCUUGUAUAGAGCAAAACCUUGAAUCUGGCCAACCAAAUGAGUAUGGUCUCUUGCUGCAGGACACUAAAGCUUGUCUUCCUACUAUUUUAACCAGAAUAUGUACAUUAAAAUGAUGACAACAAAAUAAACAUUAUACCUGCAAGUCAUUCAGUCAAUGUAUGCCAUGACCACAUCAGGUAGCUCACUUGCUCUUUUGGCCGGUUUUCAUUCUUCUUUUCGAACGUGAAUGCUCAACAGGCUGUCUCUAACAGUGAGCCACUGUUACUGUAUCUGUAUACCUUCGUCUUGUGUGUUCGCUAAGUGUUCGGAAAGAUCACGAAGGACAAUGCCUUUCUACUGUACAUCAUUGUAGCUCUCUACCAAAAUCCUCUCAGCCAAUCGAAGUUAAGGUUGACGUCAAGGUCAACUCAGACCGUAUCUGUAGAUAGUGCUAACCAGAAAUACUAUGAACUUUUUAUUCACCGUAGGCUCUUUUCAUAUUUCAGUGCAUGUCGUCUUAUGAUUGGUAAGGGAAAAAUGGUUGCCACGAAAAAUACUUUAGUUUUCUGUUCAUAAGCAAUAAGUGUAGCAUUGUUGCAUUUUUUUUUUUGUCUCUCUCUCUCUCUCUCCAUUUUUUCCUUUGUCCACUCUGACGUUCUCCAUACGUAUUCUCAAAAUGCAGUUCGCAACGGACACCUCUUUAUAGCCAUAAUAAAUUUGCAGGGGUUUGACAUCUUGCAACAUUUUACUUUAUUUUGGGAUGCGAAAGAUCAUUUAUUUUGCAUGGGCUAUUUACCAAUCAACUAAACAAGUCUGGAGUAUCUAAUGAGGGCCAAGCAGCACAUCACCGCUUUUUUGAAUGGUUUUGGGAUUUUUAUUUUUCGGUCGUUUAUCAUUAAACCUCUUUCUACACACUGGAAGGCACUCGGCUGUGCUUUUCAAAGGGGCUUUAACUUCCAACACUGUUUUAUUGGGGAACUAUAUUGGGAAGUAUGCUUUUUAAGGCCAUAUGAAGUGUGAAUAUAGGCUGUGCGAAUUUGGAGGAGAUGACCGAGAACAUGAAUUUGAGACGUUCUCUCCGAUCAGAUUUUUCCUCUGUUAUCCAUUUCCCCCCGCCAUGCUCACUUGUCAGUCCUUUGUCAUUUCUUUUCAUUUCAAAACCAUCACUCGAAAUAAUCUCUCAAGGAAUCCGAAAGUUUGUAUAGAGUGUUUACAGCAUUGAUUGCACUUUAAAAACCCGUAGAAAUUCAAAUGAUUCUCUUGCUGACAAGACGGCCGUCACUUUGUGAUUGGCACUAUCACCAAAGCUAAACUAUAAUCUCUAGAACGUCACAAUCUCCUGAUCCACCUUUGUUUUGACAACAAAUAAUUCUUGUUGAUUGGUCUUUAGGUGAAGCAGGUGAAAUGUUUUGAUCAGGGUUGAUUCAUUCCUGGAUAAACCUGUUUGUGAACUUCAUGGUUUGUGCCUUGUUUGGAAGUUGCAUUUGAUAUGUCAAACAUUUAAAAGCGUAUAUAUAGAGAGUAUUAAUUUAGGGCCUGCCAUAAAUUUAAUCAUUUGUUUUGCAUUUUGCUUCAGUGAGUUGCAAAGGAUGCUUUUACGAUCUUUGUUUAAAAUCAAACAUGCAUUCACAUUCUUCUCAGUGUCAUUUUUCUGUUGCAUUACAGUGUGGUUUGUGUUCUGGUUAAGACCAUGUAUGCUGGCGAAAUCUGAAAAACUGAUCUUUGUCCUUGUGGAAAUCAGUUGAACAAUCUUUGCAAAAGGUUCAUGGAGUUGUAAGCACAUGGAGACUCGAUUAUGAGCAGAAUUUGAUGCUUGGAUUCAACUGAAUGUCCUUGUAAUGCAAUUUUCAGUUUGCUUAUCUUUCUAUUUUAUCAUUCAUGUUGUACCAUACUGUUUUCAUGUUAAUUAGAAGUUUCUUACAUGCUAACAUUGUUUUGUUUGAGCAAAUUAAAUAAAAAAUUGCAAUACA
This is a messenger RNA of Carassius gibelio (silver crucian carp), 5201 nucleotides long. RefSeq names its product protein enabled homolog. The transcript is spliced from 15 exons. The coding region runs from base 318 to 2738 and encodes 806 amino acids. Gene Ontology annotation, molecular function: profilin binding; SH3 domain binding. NCBI's taxonomy places the organism in Eukaryota, Metazoa, Chordata, Actinopteri, Cypriniformes, Cyprinidae. The record is from RefSeq and is a predicted model, not a curated record. Gene Ontology annotation, biological process: axon guidance; actin polymerization-dependent cell motility; actin polymerization or depolymerization.